CUCUCGCUCGAGCGAGCGACAGAUAGACAGACAGAGAGAGAGAGAGAGAGAGAUGUACACAACGGUGCUGCUCUCCUCCUCUCUGUUUCUCCUGCAUGUGACCUGCACGCCUCAGAUUCACGGUCACCACGGGAGGAGAGUGUGUGUUGGAGAUGCCUGGAGUCGUCGUGUGUCUUACAGCACAGAGUCGUUUCUUCAGCCCGUACACAAACCCUACAUCACCAUGUGCCAAAACCACCGCAUGUGUAGCACAUACAAGACAAUUUACAGGGUUUCUUACAGGCAGGUGAGCAGAGCAGCUCCUAAUGUACACAUUUACCCAGAAUGCUGUCCGGGAUGGCGACACAUGCAUUCACACAACUGUAACCAAGCGGUGUGUGAGCAGUCUUGUGCAAACGGAGGCUCUUGUGUAAGGCCUAAUCACUGUGCAUGUCUAAAAGGAUGGACGGGACCAUACUGUCAAACAG
Molecule: messenger RNA, 467 nt
Organism: Sinocyclocheilus anshuiensis
Lineage: Eukaryota; Metazoa; Chordata; Actinopteri; Cypriniformes; Cyprinidae
Product: epidermal growth factor-like protein 7
Exons: 4
Biological process (GO): anatomical structure development
Cellular component (GO): extracellular region; cell surface
Molecular function (GO): signaling receptor binding
Source: RefSeq, a predicted model, not a curated record